This is a messenger RNA of Strongylocentrotus purpuratus (purple sea urchin), 12488 nucleotides long. RefSeq lists its product as uncharacterized. Gene Ontology annotation, molecular function: protein binding. The transcript is spliced from 61 exons. Lineage: Eukaryota; Metazoa; Echinodermata; Echinoidea; Camarodonta; Strongylocentrotidae. Bases 219 to 11867 code for a protein of 3882 amino acids. The record is from RefSeq and is a predicted model, not a curated record.
CAUGUAUGUAUCGUAGCAUCGGGUAACAACAAUACAUGUCCUUCCAAAUUGGAACUCGAUGUAAACGCAAAAGUAGGAUGAGUGAAUAGUUCCAAUCAUAUCAAUUGCAGCAUGAGCAAUGUAAAGACUGUUCACAUUGACACAAUGUGAUUAUGGAUUGAGACUAUUAGACUUAGUGUUUAUAAACACAUUUAUCUGGACCAAUCAACCAACCAACCAUGGGAACAGGGGCAUCUAAAGACUCAGAUGAGGCAGGAGAAUAUAGAGUACCCCAGGGUGCAAGAUCUCAGGAUUCAGGAACAAGAUCUGGAACAUCUUUGAGAGAUGGUAGACAACAGACUGGAAAGAAGAGAGCACAAGUUGGACUUACAAGACUAGGUUUCUCACCUUCUGAGCUCAACAUACAUGAAGGAGAGGAAGUAUCUUUUCACUGGAAUGGAGCAAAGGGGUCAGGACACAAUGUAAAGCAGGUGGUUGCAGAUGAUGGCAAGCUCUUGACUGUCAAUGGAGGAUUCUGUAGUGGAGAACCAAGUAGUAGCGGAAUCUUUCAGGUUCAGUUCAACUUGGAAGGCACAUACUCCUUCAUUAGUGAGGGAUACAACGAUCAACAAGCCAACAUACUUACAGUAACUGUCAGAUCUAAAUCUGUGCAAAAAGUGGAGAUCAAUGAGAGUGGAUUCAGCAAGUCUAGGCUGAGUAUCCGUGAAGGGACUAGCGUCCGGUGGCAUUGGGCGAUCUCGUGCACCCUGGUAGAGGUGAAGCUGUGUUCCAAACACUUCGGCUGGAUCAGAACAGACACAGGAAGCACCAUCUCAUCUCAAACAGGCUGGUACAAGCAUGACUUCAAAGAGCCUGGACUCUACUAUUUCCUGGCUGAGGCUGAAGGUCGGGACGGGCAGCCUCACCUAUGUGUGGUGGAGGUACAGGAGACCCAACGUCAUCAUAGUAUUGAUGUGACAGACAAGAGAUUCAGUCCUGCCCUCCUUACGAUCCAGGAGGGGGAUAGGGUCUGGUGGACUUGGGACAGAUUCAAGUGUCAGAAGAAGCACAAAAUCAUUGAGGUGGAGAUGCCGACCGGUCACAACGUCACAAAUACCUUUCCUGUGACUCUGAGAGGAGGCUUCACCAGUAGUGCUCCAAGUCGAACUGGAACUCUGUCGCAUGUCUUUGAUAAGCCUGGUGUAUUCUACUACUGUGAUAAUAACUAUGAUGAUGUGAGAGAGUAUGUGGGUGUGAUCGUAGUCAAACCCAAACCCAAGGAGCACCACGUAGAGGUGACAGACGAGGGCUUCUAUCCAGACCUAUGUGUUGCCAGUGUUGGAGAUAGAAUUCGAUGGAACUGGGAUCCAAGCCACCUUGAUAAUAGCUUGUCAAUCACACAGGUUGAAAGCUGUGUCACAUCUUCAAAGAAUAACUUGUUGGAUGAAUGUAACAACAGGUGUAAAUACCUGAGUGAUAAUCACGGACUCCAAGUCACCAAAUUGGGUGUGGCUACUACCAAUCUCACUUCUAUGGGUGUGUACCAUUACAGAGUGAUGGAUGCACCCAUGUCAGUGGGAUGCUGCUCAGUGAUCAUCAAUGCUGCAGUCAGAGACCACACCAUAAAGAUCACAAAGACUGGGUAUGAGCCUCACCUCCUCUCCAUUCACCCUGGGGAUCGUGUGUGGUGGAUAUGGAAUGGUGUACAGACACCACACAAUGUCAUUCAGGUCUCUCAGCAAGGAGAACCCAUAACAUCAGGUUUCUGCAGUGGACUCCCUGUAGAUAGCCCUGGUGCAUUCUAUACAUGCUUUGAAAGAGAAGGAGUUGUCUAUUAUCACAGUUCUGGUUUGCCAAAUCUAUAUGGAGCCAUUAUGACAGUGCGUCAACCCAAGGUACACCAGGUCAUCGCCUCCAAGAAUGCAUUGACCCCUGACCCUGUGACUGUGAGGUCAGGUGACUGCGUUGCAUGGGUGUGGCCGUUGCUGAGGAAACACAAGCUGAUCAGUGUUAGCAGUACUCAGGAGGUCUUCGAGCUUCAAAAAUACACUCAGGAUUCUGUUUCACCAAGGAGAUGCUGUGCCUUAUUGUUCACAACCCCAGGAGUCUUCCAUUACUAUAGCAAAGCAUUCUCGAACAAAGGAGAAAAGUUUAUGUAUGAGCACAGUAGCAAAGCUGUACUGAGUAGUGUUGUAGUGAGCAUGCCUAAGGAUCAGAUCAUGGUGAGAGUCAAUAGCAGAGGAUUUCAUCCACAAAAAGUCAACAUCAAGAAGGGUAUGUCUGUGGUGUGGUCUUGGAAGGAAGUCAGUAGCCAGGAGCAUCACAAUAUCACCAUGGUAACUCAUCCAGAUAAUGAUGGAGAUGCUACCAGCAGCCAGACCUCCUCCCCUCUCCCGGAGUCUGAUGGAGGCUUCACCAGCGGUCCUAUGCAGGCUCUAGGUAGCUACUCACAUACCUGGGAGAAGACAGGAACAUUCUAUGUGAGGUCCAGAGGAGUCAGGAAUGAUCUGGGAUGCGUCCGGGUUUGGGAUACAGCAGACACAUUCACCCAUAACCCUAUACCAACAUCUGUAGACAGUGCUGGUGGAGUGGUUCAGAGAGGUCAUCGGAUUGACCUGACCUCAGGUCAAGCAGAUGCUACUAUCUACUACACUCUAGACGGCUCCAUUCCAGAGCCAAAUGGGUCAACAACACGGGUCUUGAAGGAAGACCAAGGUAUCAUCUUGAAACGAUCUGGACUUCACAUUGUGAGAGCAAUAACCCAUAGUGAUCAUGCGCUACCUAGUGAAGUCUUUACAUCAGGGAGGUACUGGGUUUUAGAAGGAACUGAUGGAGAGUCAGAGAAUGAUGAUGAAGAUGAUGCUGCUUCUAUAGCAACGGAGGACUUUGAAGAACAGCAACUCCAGGAAACUCAGGGUCCAACAAGUCUGUGGCAGUGGCUGCAGUGUGUACCAGUUAUCAAGGGAUGGAAGCGCAACUCUCACACGGUAGAACUGUACUGGGAGUUACCUGAAGCAAGCUACAGACAUUUGGUGGAAGCCUAUCAUGUGAGUUCACAUCUGUUUUGUGCACAGCCGAAGGUGUUGGCAUGGAAUUUAUAUCAAUGGUAUCUGUUAUCACAACAACUGGUGCCUCCGUGCCAGAGUAUUGGUAUCAGUGGUUUUGUGGGUGGAGCCUCCUAUGUCAUCUCUGUCGUCGCCAUGCCAACCAUGUCAUCAGUCUUGCCACAUGAGUCAACUAAGCUGACAUUUGUUUGCCCUGCUGUUUCUGAACAUGGUGGUCCAGUCCUCUCCAGCGAGAUCACAGAGGUCAAAGGUCAAUUACCCAUCGUCUGGACACCUCUGUCGACCCCUGGACUGAAGUAUCAACUGUAUGUGAGCGGCAUGCAGUAUGGGGAAGAGAUUAUUCCCAAGAAAGGAGUGAAGCAAAGCAGAAUAACAAUCCAAGAUUAUUCAUCUGAGGAGCCACUCAAAAUCCAUGUGUUAGCACUCCCCAGACAUCCAGAUCAACAAUCAGAAGAGCAGAGUAUUUUGCUGUCCAACGAUCUAGAUAUUAGUUUGCCUCUCAAUGUGGACUCCAUAACUGUCCCAAAGUCAAGGAAGAUAGAAGGUUUAGCCUACCUCCAAAUCUUUGAAGGAUCACUCAAACCACCAGGUCAAGAUGUCAUACUCCUUCCAGAGUUUCAACCAGAGACUACAGAAUCCAAUAAGGAAGAAGUGCUCCCUCUAGAGUCCUGCCCAACUACGGAAGUUGCCGCCACCACUUCGACACUCACUCCUGCUAAAGUUCAGAUGGAUAUUAGCAGCGAGGGAUUAAAGACAUCAGAUGGGACACCAAGCCAGCCAGAUAGCAACAGCGUUCUAGAUACUGGUAACGAAUUAGCCAAUAUGGAAGAGCAACCAGAGGUAGAGUAUGAUCAUGUUUCCCCUCCUCAAUACCCUGCUGCAUGUGACCUCCCUUCUGCCACUCCCAACAGCAUGACUCCUAGAAACUUGCAUGAUGCUUCCACUGUAUCCAACGGUAAUGGUGUCCAGAUGGGCAAGAUACCGCCCCCUCCUGUAUAUCAAGAUGAACUCGAUGAGGGACCAACAUCCAAAGAAGUUUCCCCAACGGUUCAAGGUGGAGAACCUCUACGAUUGGGAGCAGAUUUCAUUGAAAGUGAUCUCUAUCCUCCUCCUUCAACCGGUGACCUCAGAGAGAUGUCAGAUGCAGUGAGCAAGAAAUCGUCUCUCGAGCAAGAGCCCCAUGAUGAUGAACAUGUUGCUGUCAAUAGUGAUGUUCCUAUAGCAACCACCUCUUAUGGUGGAGACCAGGAGACCACAAUCAAACCACCAGAACCGGUAGCUUUGAUGAACAACAAGAUUGAUAAUACUGAUAUUCCAGGUGUUGAUGAAGAUGCUCAGCAGGAGAGAAAUGGCAUUGAAGAGCAGGAUGUUGGACUUGUAACUGUUGAUCACGAUACCAAAGAAAAUCUUGAAGAGCAUCUCCCAAAAGGUAGCCUGUAUGAAGAAAGUCUUACCAAAGAAAGUCUUCCAUUAGAAAACCAGAGUCAUGGUGCUGAUAAUGGUGAUAAUGUAAGCAUGAAUGUAAAAAGUAGUCUUCCAAAUGAUGAUAUCAUUACAGGAUCCUCAUUAUCCACUCAAGAAGGAGAGGUUGCACUGAAUGGAGAUGCCACGAAUGGUGAGGAUUUCAAAGAAGGUUUGGGAGAUAGAAUGGACAAGGAACGGAAAGGAAACAACAAGAGAAUGGAUGUUGGUGACAGUAAUGAAGUUGAUGGUGAUGCUAAACCUGAGAAAGACAAACAUGUUGAUUUACACAUAGGAAAGCCAGGGUUUGAUGAAGGUGAACCCCGCAAAGAUGCUGAGUUUGAAGAUGAUGAUGCUCAAUCAGAUCUGGCAAAGCAGAGUGAUGAACCAGAUGGAAAAAAUAAGUUUGGAAUAGCUGAUGAAGAUGAAGGUAUGAGCGGUGUAGAAGAACAAGAACAAGGUCUCCAGGUUCCAAAUAAAGAUCUCCUCCAAAUACCAUCUGAGAAAGAGAUCACAUUGUCUAACGAUGAUUCAAAAGAUCAAAAUGAGCCAGGAAAAGAUGACCUGUCUAAAAAGAGACCAUUUGACAAACAAAAUGAAGUAUUUGUAGGAGAUGACAAGAAAGAUGGUCCUGAAGAGAAAUACUUGAACCAGGUAUCUACCGAGACGACAGCAAGUUGUCAUCGUAUGGCACAGCAUCAGUCUUCGUGUGAACCAAUCUCAGAUGAACAGCAAAACGAUUCUGGAGAUAUGCCAACAGACCAAAUACGAAAAGGAGAAGAUGAAGAAGUAGAAAGGAAAAUGAAUGGAGGAGAUGAUGAUGGUGACAGUCGGGAAAUUGAAUAUGUAAACCAAGUCUCCAAUGAGACUACAUUGAGCAAGAACUGCCCGGAUGGCCAUGCAGAGAGAACAGGAAACAGAGAGGAGGAAGAACACGACGGAGCUUAUGAUGACAAAAAGGAUAAACCACUGGCUUCCAAAGACCACAAAGAUGCGUCAAAUCCUCAUUACAAUGUUCAUGGAGACGAAACUGAUGACAAAGGCCAGGAGCAUUCUAAUGACACAGCAUGUUCCUCUGAUCAUAUGCAAACCCAUACCUUACUGUCCAAUCCCACUGCUUUGCAUGAUGAAAAUCACAAUGGUAUAGAUGAAAUGUCUAGCAAUGCACCUGCUAAUGCUUUAGAUCAGAAUGUAGAUCCCCAAACCAGUACUUGUGAUAGCAUGGAUGAACAACAGCUGAAGAGUAAGGAUAUGUAUGCUCCAAGGUUGAAAGCAUUGAAAAGCUCUGCAAAUGUUCCUGAGCUUUACAUACACUGGUAUCUUCCCUCAGAGGAGAGCAAGGGUUUUGGGGAAGGUGCGGUCAAGCCACGCCCUUCACCCCAUCAUUAUCUGGUUUGUGUGGAAGGGAUGCAGUUUGUAGAUCAGGAGGUCAAUAGCCACUCGAGACAUGAAAUAAAAUCAGACGAGGAUACACUUUCAAUCAGGCACCAGUGGAAUGCGGGAAGAGGCUUACAACUUAUCAUCAACAGAGGUCUUUGUGAGAGCACAAGAUACAAAGUCAGUGUGGUUGCUGUAUACAAGCAGAGCGACCAAAAGAAGAAAACCACAAAGAUGACCUCGUCAUCUUCAUGGGUCACCACUGGAGGGUGUCCUAUGCCCCCGAAGCUGUCUCUGACCUCCGUUGGUCUGCAGGAAGUCACCCUUGCUUGGGAGCCAGGUCGUUGCCAUGAGGACAUAGAGAUCCUGGGAUACGCUCUCCUGAAGAACACCAGACCAUCAGGAGAGACCAUUCCGUAUGGAAUCACGGAGAAGAUCAUUCAAGAAUUGAAACCUGGGUCUAAAUGUACCCUGAGCUUAUCCACUCUUACAGCCAAUGGUGGUCCACGCAAACCAUCCAACAGCAUCAUGGUCAUCUGUCCUCGUAUCCCUGACCCGCCGACAAUCAAUCUGAGGCAGUCUAGUAGUCUCCACUCAGCCACCAUUACAUGGCCCAAACAGAAGGCCAAAUAUCUAUCUGGCUACGUUGUCUAUGUGAAUGAUAAACAGCUAGCUGAAGUGUCUUUGACUGAGAUGGAGAGACUCUCUCAAUGUGAACACACUCUGGAUGAUCUAGUGGAAGGAGAAAUCCUCAACGUCUUCAUCAAGGCUUGCGCAGGUUCAAAAUCCCUGUCAUUGGACCACUCCACCAGCAAGGCUGUGUGCCAGACAAUGAGUGGGAGCAGCAACCACCUGUCAAUCAGAGCCAAGACUCCGCCCUCAUCACCAUCGUUACGACUGGAGGGGAAGCACCCUGGAGGGAUUGACAUCAUGUGGGAGGGGCAUGAGCAGGAUGAAGGCACUAACCUAACAGGCUAUGUAGUGCUGAAAGACGGUGUCCAGUAUGGGUCCUUGCUGGAUGCAGAGGUCACUCGUUGCACCGUGGGGCGUGUCAAGCCUGGGGUCACUGUUCAGCUUCAAAUCAUGGCCGUGUCUGAUGAUAUUCUGGAACCAGGAGGAGAUGACUUGUUGAGACAGUAUCCUACCUGUGAGCCAGGCCCCACCUUCCAAGUGCAGUUUAGUGGUCUCCUGGCCCCGCCCAGUAAAGUAUGGACAGAGCUGGUCACUGGACAUUCAAUGUUAGUAGUAUGGCAUAGGGGAAAAAAGCCUAACAUGGAUCACUUCACAGAUCCAGAUGCUUUUAUGGUAAGAUGGUGGAAAGUCAGUACGGGUGAACCCAACAUGUGUACCAUGGAAACACAAGAUGACAAUCUCCAUAUUGAAGAUCUCGAGCCAGGCUCAACAUACUCUAUCAUGGUGGAAGCAAGGAAGUGGGAUACACACUGUGAUGAAGAUGAUGAAGAUAUCUUGGGUGAGGAUCAGCAGAGCCAGACCUUCCUGGUGACUGCUGGGUCUAAGACAAUCACUGCCAUGACAGCUCGACCUCCUGACCCGCCCUCUGACCUCAAGGUGACCUCUACAGGACCUAAGACCCUGGAGCUGAGGUGGACAUCAGCCAUAGAACACGGUAGUGAGAUUCUGGGACUCAAAAUGUAUGUGACUCUUACAGAAGACAAGGAUACUACUGACACAGUGAAAUGCAUAGAUCUUCUCCCAGAUGCAACCGGAGCCAAAGUGAAAGACCUUGAGCAGGGGAAAGACUAUGUCAUCCAUCUUCUCACCAUCACAGAUGAUUUCUUCGACCAGCUUCCACCAUCCCACUCCUUACGCAAGGCACGGGACCUGCCAAAGACCUGGGCGGAUGUUGAGAAAGAAGUAGAAUCUCCCUGGCUGCCGUAUGUUGCCAUCGGUGCAAGGACGCAUGGGAAUACCCCUCCAAUGGGGCUGAAGUGUACUGACAUUGGGAACGACUGGAUAGGGGUGGAUUGGCGGCCACCCAGCUGGGGUGGGUUUUAUGUGGAAAGCUCGACGGUGGAAUGGGAAGACAUCAGUGGAGAUGGGAGCAUCCAGGAAGAUUUGCAGGAGGGCAGCGUGGAGGUUGGACCGAAGAGGUCGCACACCAAGCUGCAUGACCUGACCCCUGGAAGGACGUAUGAGAUACAGGUCAAAGCCUACAUUAAACCGCAUCCUUCGACUAAAUCCAAAUCCAAGCAAAGCGGAAGCAAGCAGAGCAGGAUGAACAUGAUUCUGGAAUCGGAUCCAAUCUCAGUGAGACUACCUUGCCAUGUAACACCUCCUGAUUUGAGAAUCGCAGGAUUUAGCUCAUAUCACCUUGACCUGAGAUGGAACAAACCUCAUCUUUUAUUACAACCUGGAUCUACUGAUCCAGAUCAGCAGUCUCCUACAAGACCUGUGAAGGUUACUCUCCUUGGCCACCGCCUAGUGGUAGAGGGCAGCGCCCCCAUCUUUCUCUCAUCAGACACCACUCGAUACACCCUCACGCAAAUAAAAGGGGGUAGAACACUCAAGGUGCAUCUCGUUACCGUGACAACCCCUAAGAAGGUGACGAUGCAAGGGCUGAGGAGGAAAGAACGAGAUAAAGGAGAUGUGAGCGUGGAGAAAAGGAUCGCAUCUGUUCUCAAGAGCAUUGGUGAUAACAAGGAUGAGACCGUUUCCAGGACUUUGUUUGUAACGGCUCCCAAAAGCCAAUCAGGGAAUAUUGUGUCAUGUAUGUGCACAUACAAGCAUGAGAGGAAAGCCCAUGGAGAAAAAGAAGAAGAAGAAGAUGAUGACGAUGGAGGUAAACUAGACGAUGGACCUGUUGGAUACAUUAAUGUCCAGUGGAGCCUCCUGGACUGUGGCAGUGCGGAGGAACAGGGCAUUCUGGGAUAUGAUGUGAGCUGGAUGUGUGAUGCUGAUGGCAAUGAGCAUGUGGCUAAUGUGUCAAAGCACAGGACCAGUCAUCAAAUCCCUGUCUAUAAUUUAGGAUGCAUGUAUGAUGUCAGCGUCCAACCUGUCAAAGACGAGGACAUCUGGCAAGAUUUGAACAGUCCCAGCAUCCAGUGUGAGAUACCAGGACCACCGGCUCCGCCCACACUCUGCUGUGCUUCCAUGACGACCAGUGAAUUCAUCCUGGAGUGGUCAGAGCCAAGAACCUUUGGUGAUGUUGGAGUAAGGGGAUACCAGGUGUACAUGAAUGAAAGGCAGAUUGGACAAGCACUCAGUGCAAGCCACUUCAAAGCAGCAGUGCCAUGCAGACCCAACAGGAUCUACCUGCUUGGUAUCUGCGCCCUGAGUGAUGAUCCAAACUACUCUGACUCUGCCCAUGACCAGAGCCUCAGAGUUUGCACCCCUGAUAGCGACUCCGUCCCUGCUCGUACCAAAGAAGUAUCCCUCCUCGAGUCCCUUGCAGGGCCCCACGGGGGUAGCCCCCAGCAGAGUAGAACAGGGCGUAGAGGACGGACAAGAAAAACAUCCAGUUCUAAGCUUGUUCCCGAAGAUAUUGAGUUGAAGCUCACAUCUGUCACCUCUCAUACAAUAGGGAUAUGCUGGGAUUUUCUUCGCUCAGAGAGUGUAAGCAAGGUACAGCGAUUACAAGUUCACUGGAGCAGUGUGGCCAAACCAAAGGAAAUUGAGGCCCUCUUGAGUCCAACUGCAACCACUUUCACCAUCAAGAACUGCAAUCCUGGAACCAACCACUUCAUCACCAUCACAGGCCUGGAUAAGAAUGAUCAUAAGGUGUGUCGAUCCAAGCAGCUCAUCGUACAGACGUCAUCACAGAUCAGCACCCCACAGCUGUAUGUGAGCUCAACAUCAUUCAAGGGGAUCUCACUGAAAUGGGAGAAACCUCAAGCUUUUGGAGGAGCAAAGAUCUCUGGCUACCAACUAAAGGUCAACGGUCAACAGACAGCUACCUUGACCUCUAAUGCUACCACAUACACCUUCAAACAUGGCAAGAUGUGUCAGACGUAUGCCUUCAGUUUACAGGCUACCUGCAGCAACCCUCAACUUAACAGUGCAUUCUCUGACCCCAUCCAAGUGACCUGGCCAGGGGUCAUUGUCCCUGAACCUCAGAGAAUGUCCACUGUAAAGGUCAACUCCCUCAUUGUCGGCUGGUCAGAACCUGAGGUCCUGGGUGGGGCGAAGAUCAAACACCUCAAGGUCCUGUUAAUGACUGACCAACCUAUCCACUACAAGCACGCCCACUACCAGCACCACCCUCUCAAGACCAGCUCCGCCCUCCCACCCGAUACCACCUCUACGGAGUUCACCGGCCUCCUGCCCCAUGUCAACUACACCAUAUACCUUGAUGUGUACCUAGAGGGGCUAGUCAAACCGGUCCGAUCCAAGGCCCUGGUCGCCCAGGUAGCCCGGAAACCACCUGCCCCAAGGCUGAGGAUGAGUGUGGUAGGGGCCGAGGAGAGGAGGCAGUUGGAUGCUGAUGCGUGUGGUAUGAUGGAGGAUAGAGACAGACUGCUCCAAGAACUAUUUAGCCUUGAACAUGAUCUUGAAGAGAACUUUCUGGUAGAUGUGCAAUACCAAGAGGAUCUUUUAGCCAGGGUGUCUGAGGUUUCAUCAUUCCUGGCUGAAAUUGAGACUAGUCUGGAUAACUGCCUGGAAAGGAUGAAAGACUACACAGGUACCAUCCGCAUAGCUCUAACCUGGGAUCCUGUACCUGAUGAUGGGGAUGCUAUAGUAUCGGGCUACAAGGUGUUGGUCAAUGGAGAGCAGUAUGGAUUCGUCCUGCAUUCGCAAGUCUAUGAAACAGAGAUAAAGUUAAGUGCCUACAAUGGUAUCCAUAGUGUCAACCUGGUUGCCAUGACAGAUCAUCCUGUUGGACACAGUGACCUGUCGAAGGUCAUCACCGUGGAUACCAGCCCGUACCGUCCAUUUGUUGCAUACUGUCUCAACAGUGUCCACAAGCAAAGAGUCAAGUACCCCAAUCCAGGAUGCUGCUCGUUCCAGGAAACACUCCACCCCGAGACCCACCCAGACUUCUCUCACCUUCCUAGCCUGCAUCAGCACCUUCCAACCAGGCGCAUCCCUGCACCUUCCGUCACAGUGUUUGACCAGAGCCAGGGCACCUACCGGCUCCUGGUACCCUCCAAGCUGUCUAACAAGAAGCCCAUUGUCAUUCUGUUCUGGACACACUGGUGUUUGGCAUCACAAGCUAUAAUGGCACACUUUGUGAAUUAUGCCAAAAAGAGAUCGAACAAGCUGGUGUGUGUUGGUAUGUGUUGUGAGAGUGGAGAGGACACAGACACUCAUCGUGAUACCAUGACUAGAUUCCUUACUGACCGAGGCUGGACGGGAGACGGGUCACUUCAGCAUUGCUGUUGCUGCUCUGAGGUCGAGGCAGAUGGAACCAAGAUGGUCGCAAAUAGAUCACUCAACACCGGCCACUCACUUGUACAGUUUGCUACUGAGAAGAAGAGCUCCGAUGCCUUAUCAGCGGUGAGUGAUCAUGUUCCAGAGUUAUUUGGUGUCAUGGCCGUCCCAACGGUCAUUGUAAUCCACCCUGAAGGUUACUUAGGAUGGAAGAGUUGCUUUGCGGUGACAGACCGAUCUGCAUUUAUCUCUGCUCUCGACUCUGGGAUCAUCAACAUGCUGAGAUCUAACCCAACCUACUUCACCUCCCUGACCUUGUCAGAAUCGGCCAGUUUCUCAGAUACUACCUCGCAGGAGAGUCCACGACCACCAACUCCUGGCAGUCCACAUAUCAAGAAACAAGGAUCAGCGUGGAAUGGGGAGCCGGGAGCCAGGCCUGUAUCUGGGACAGCAAGCGAUGGCAGAUUCGGGUUGGGGUCCGCCAAACCCAGGACCCCAACCAUCGUCAGUCCUCAGCUGAGGCACUUUGUCCUGAAGAAGAAACAGAAGCAAGAACCUGAGCAGAAGAAUUUGAUCAGUAUUGACACAAGACCAUACUCGGCCAACGUUAAGACAGGCAAGGACAAAGUCAGACCCAAUUCAUCUGUGACUAUCUAAGACCUGAACCUGAAGCACGCUGUCCUGCAAAAGAAGCUGAGAUCUACUACUUUAUCAGUAUUGACAUGAGACCUUACUCGGCAAAGCAGGAAUGGAAAGACACCAAAUUCAUCUGUGACAAGCCAAGACCCCAAGCUGGCACGCAUUGUCUUGCAGAAGAAGCCCAAACUGGUUAGUAUUGACACAAGACCUUACUAAGCCAACUUUAGGACAGACAAUUUAAAACAAUUUCAGACCUAAUUCCUCUGUAACGAUCGAAGCCCCCAUAGUGAGGCAUUUUGUCUUGCAGAAGUAGGCCUUGAUCAAUAUUGACACCUAAUCUAAUUUAGACAACUUGAAAACAGGCAAAGAAAGAGAUCAGGCUCUCUUACUCGAGAUUUCUUUUGUAUGUAUAAUGGUAGCUACAGCUUACUAAACAGGGUCAGAGAGUAUCAGGCUGAUGUAGUACAUGUGUACAUGCACAUCUUGAAAAUACUUUUUAAUAUUUAGAAAUGAAAUUUAAAACAAAUAUAAGUCUAAUACAGUAAAACUGAUUUAGUGACCACCUGUAUAGAAUGACAAUCUUUCAAUAAAAAACAUAAUGUUUGUUUCCAUUGUGCAGAGUUAUUCAGUCAAAUCUUU